Messenger RNA from Microthlaspi erraticum, 494 nucleotides. The record is from the annotation of a GenBank genome assembly. NCBI's taxonomy places the organism in Eukaryota, Viridiplantae, Streptophyta, Magnoliopsida, Brassicales, Brassicaceae.
AUGGACAAGAUGGUGAGCAAGAUCAAAAGUUUGGAGAAGAAGGUUUCUGGUUCUUCAAGCAAGAAGAAGAAGUCCAAGGCCCCCACAUUCCUUAGGAGUAGAUCACUCCUCACCACUCCAAGGAGGCUCCCUGCCCAAGAGCCUCACAGAGCCUCUUCUUUCGAGCCAAGGGAAGGAGAAGACAACACGCAGAGAAGGAGGAAGACUUCCAAGGCCAGACGCUCCAGCUCGACCACCGGACUCGAUCGAGUCCAAACAGAGGAAACUCAACUCGAUCGAGCUGAGGGUCGAGUUGACCUGGAGGAGCCCCUAUUGAGGAUCCCGGAUUCGAGUACGAUCCCAACGCCUACCAGGACUUCUCCAGACCAUGGACCCCUACAGCUUCGAGCAAGCCAACUCCACCAAGGCCAAGGGAGCCACACACACUUCAAUGAAGAAGAGGAAGAAGAGGAGCCGCAAGCUCGAUCGAGUGAGGUGAACCCAGUCGAGUGGAG